UUUGCCACCCCAUCCCAUCAUCAAUGUUUCAACAUGAAUCUUAACAUUUCUUUCUAACUAUAUAACACCCUUCACCUCUUCUUUUCCCUUUUAUUUAUUUUCCUUUUCAAACACAAAAAUAAAAUCAGAUAUCUCUAUGGGUAUGUUGUUGUAUUACCCUGUUCCUAUUCUUCUUUCUUUCUCACUUUCUUUCGUUGUUCCUUCUGUUAUUACAAUGUUCAAGAAAAACAUUCACUCUCUUUUGAAUUUGAAUUUGAAUUUGAAUUUGAAUCUCACCACCACUACAACUAUUACUCAAUCUAACUCUGUUUCUGGUUUGGCUCUUGUCACUGCCACCGCGGAUAACAACCUUCCAAAUGUUCUUGAAUCAACGACGUUAAAUUCGAAGCCAAGCAUUACUGAAAAUUGUCCUGAUCCGCCUUCGAUUGGAUUCGUUGAUGGUUUGAUGUCAUGCACUGAAAGUCUUGGAUUCGAGAGUUCUGAUGAAUGGAGAGUUAACGAUGAUAAAAUGGAUCAUGUGAAGGUGAAUAGUGAUGAGAAUGAUGAGAUAUGGAGGAAGAAGAUGAUGACGAAAAAAGCUGAAAGCAGAGGAUAUUUGAAGAGGUCGUUUCCUCCACCGCUUCCGUCGUUGAAUCGGAACGGUAAACCUAGUUUCUAUCUCCGGCCAGUGAGGAAAAACGGACGGUUAGAGUUAACUGAAGUUAGAAUUCACCGGCCGGAUAUUCUUCAUGCUUCACGACAUGAUGGACGGUUAACAUUGCAUCUAAUACCAGAUCGUGAUGAAGAAGAUGAAGAAGAGGAACAAGAACAAGAACAUGUAGAAGAAGAAGAAGAAGAAGAAGAAGAAGCACAACAAGAAGAAGAAAACAGGGGAAUACCAAUGUUAAGGAGGUGUCACGAAAUGGUGAACCAACAAAAUCUUCAUGGAAACCAUCACAUGAGAAUGAGAAUGUGUGGAAUCAGCAUUGUGUGAGAAGGACACGUGGCGGUUAUAUUUACUGGCGUAGGAAGGAACGUUUGAAUGAUAUUAGUUGGAAAAUUGUGCCUCUGUGACAGAGAUUGGAUGCAUGCGGUGUUGUUUGGAAAACAAUGACAGUAACACAAAUUAUGGAGCCAAAAAACAACAUGCAAUGCAACAAAAAGAAAGAGCGGCAUGGUGGUGAAGGUUAUAUGUGAGCAAGAGAUAUUUUGAGAGUUUCCUACUGUUUUAUUUUUUAUUUUAUUUUUUUACCAAAUUUUGAAAAGUAUUGUUAUAUUAGAGAGAAGAGAAAAAUUGAACAUAUAGGCUUUGUUCCCUUUUGUUAAUUUCCCUUUUACAAUUCAAGUUCCCUCUAGGGUUUGUCUCUUGUAAA
Medicago truncatula (barrel medic) is the source of this 1352-nucleotide messenger RNA. RefSeq names its product histone H3.v1. Bases 137 to 973 code for a protein of 278 amino acids. The transcript has a single exon. The record is from RefSeq and is a predicted model, not a curated record. NCBI's taxonomy places the organism in Eukaryota, Viridiplantae, Streptophyta, Magnoliopsida, Fabales, Fabaceae.